AUGGAUGUUGAAUCUCUUGGCGGCAUCAGUACAUCAAGUUCUGUUGAACGCCAAGCCAUGAGAGAGCAGCUAGAUGCAGUGCGGCAAACAUUGAAUUCGUUGUCAAGCCAACCUCAGCCAAAUGCUAGCGGAGUCAACGCUACGCUGGAGCCUGCCCUCAACGAAAUUGUUGCUAAGCUUUCAAAUAUUGAAGGUCUCUAUACAAGCCUGACGAACAAGCUUGAAAAAGUGGACCUCAGAGUGGAGGACAGCGAGCGGCACAUCAAAGAGUUGCAGCACUUGUCCGCGGGCGCCAUUAAUGAAACUCGACGCUUGGCCGGUACAGGCCUGCCCGGCAUCAGCGGCACAGCAUCACUGCGCACUCGCAAUUUGGCUGCGGCUGGCAUGCCUACCACGCCAACCCAGCACGCUUUAUCGCCGCAACGAAGCACGUUGGGGACCCUGGAGGGCGUGCCGCCCCAUGUGACCACCAGCAUCCAACAGCACGCAGCGCAGAUUCACAAGCUCAUUGCCGGCUUGGAUUUCCUGGAGGCGCAUAUCAUCCGUCAGGACCAGCUGGUUGAAACCCUGCAGAAGCAGCUCUUGUCGGUUGCGCGGGAUGUCGCUACAUCGUCAGCAGGUCCAGAGAGCCGCAACAGCCCUAGCGAGUUGUCCCUGCGUGUGCACGACAUGGGCGAGCUGCUCAACAAGUUACGUGCCCAUAUGUAUAAGGUGGAGAAGAAAACCAGCAGCAACGACCAGGCGCUGGCUCUGCUGACGCAGCGCAUACAUGCCGUGGAGUCAGCCGCGGGGCAACAAAAAACGGGUAACGGGGAAUCAUCCAACGAGCAGGAAGGAACUCUGGCCCCGUCUCUCGUUGAGCUGGUGACUGCUCAAGAGGAGCUUCGCAGCAUGGUGCGGGACUUGUGUCGCGAUGUGCUCGAGCUACGGGACCAACUGCAGGCCAAGCUGGCGCCUGUUGCCUCUCACGCAUCAGAGCCGGCCACAUGCUUUGUCACAGGGGUGGCGGCAGAGGAGGGCGCUGAGGUACCUAAUUUGCUGGUAGAGAACAAGGAGCUGAAGGAAUUCGCCGCGCGGGCAAGUAAACAGAUCGAUGAACUAUCUGGCGAAAUGAAACAGCAGAAAUGGCAACUCCAACAGCAGCAGGAGCAGUUGCAGCAGCAACAGCUCCUUGGGGUCGCACCUGUGGACAUGGCGGUGGAUGUUGCUGCUGGUCAGCUGAAGGCAAAGGUCUUGGAGCUUCAGGGGCAGGUGGCAUUCCUCGAGGGUCGCCUGCAGGUUGCCGCGACCCGGGCAGACGUGGAGGCAUUGCACUCGGCGCUGCAGGCAGUCGAGAACAAGGCGCCCUCUGUACACGCAACCACCGAGCUGGAUUCCGCAUUCAUGGCCGUUCAAGAGGACGUAGCCAGGCUACAGGACCGGGUUGCAGCCUUGCAGGGCGGUCUCAGUGAGCGGGCAAAGGAAAUUGCAGCAGCGCGCGCAGAGGUUCAGGGGUUGUCGGCGGCUGUACAGUCCCUGUCAGCAGUGCAAACCCGGGUGGCGGAGCCGUUGUCGGCAGCUGCUGAAGACUUUGUCCCCAAUCUGAAAAACAUCACACCUGGUUCGCCGGAGGCAUCGUUGCUAGCCGCGCAGGUGGCCUCCUCAGCCAAGGCUGAUCUUGAGGAGCAGUUUGGGCAGCUGCGGAACAGGCUGGAAACCGCAAUGGCUGCUGCUGAAGCCGCUGAGAACGCGGCCCGGAAGAGUGCGGAGUCCGCAGCUGCAGCAUCCGAAGCUGCUGGGCAAGCUGACAAGAGCGCGGGUGCAGCCUUGCAGGAGUCUAUGCUCGCCAUGGUAGCUGCUCUGGAGCAGGAGCAAUCCGCCCUAAAAGAGCAGGUUGCACAACUAGCAGCGCAGGUGUCGGAGGAGCAGGCCGCAAUAGCUUCUGGUUUGCUCCAGGUUCAGGAGCAGGUUGCAGCGGCAACUGGUGCGGCAGCUGAGGCCGUCACAUGCGCGCAGGCAGUACAGGAGCAACAGGCCGCUAGCGGGCGGCAAGAGCGCGAAUCCGCGGAACAGCUAAGGACUAUGCAGGCCGAGCUGCGCGAAAAGGUGGCCAGCGUGAUGGAGCAGCUCAAGGAGCGGGUGGAACAGGGCAUGCAAGAGAUGGACACGCAGCUUUCUGUGUUUAGCGACCGGCUUAAUGGCGCAGCGACCACGGCGCAACUGGAGGGUGCGCUGCAGCAGCUACGCACGGCCAUUGCGGACUCAUCAGAGCGCUACGAGCUGGCCGCAGCUUCCAUGGAGAUGCUGCGCGCGGAGCUCAUCCUGGUCACAGGCCGGCAAGACGUACUGCAGACGCGCAUGGAAAAUGUGGAGACCGUCCUUGGAGUCGAUACCCGGAGCAGCCGUCUGGAGGCCACACUGGGCGAGGAUGCUGAGCAGAAAGACGGUGAUGCCGGCGAGCCUGGGGCAGUGGACGAUGAAGAUCUCAGAUCCGGGGCGGCGGGUGUUGGUGACGAAUCUGGGCUUGCCGCUGUGGGAUCAUCUUGCGGUCGCGGGCUGCUGGACCUGGUGGCCGAGCUGCAGUCGCGAGUCGGUGGACUGGAGGGUGCCCUGGAAGCCGCAGCUGCCAACAUGGAUCAGCUACGCAACCUCGCGCACAACAACGCGGAGAGGAACCAAGAGACAAUUCAGCAGGCAACCGCACAAUUAUUCCAGGACCUCCAGUGCCUGUCAGCAGCCAUGGAUCAGCGCGCAGCAAGCACUUCUGCAGGCAUUUUGGCCAUGGAGGCCGCCUCAGACGCCAUGCAGCAAAAGGUCAAUGAGCAAGCGGGCAUGACGAGCGAGCUUUCGGCACGCAUAGAGAGCCUGCAGCUGCGCUUGGAGAAUGAGGUCAUAGCUCGUAUUCAGGAGACUUCUGCAACUGUAUCCUCGCUUUCGGCACGAGUCGCACACGACUACGUCAACCGCGAGCAGCUGGGUGCUAUCUUCAAGGCGCGUGACAACAUGAAGCGUGCUGUCGACGAGCUGGCAUCUGUGUUCAACACCGGGCGCCUUCUGCUCACGGCCUCGUCCGAUGAGGAAGCGGCCAACCCGACUGACUCGGAGUCCGGCAGUGUGCCACACUCCGGCAGUGGUGCACUUUCGCCCCGGCUGGUUUCGGCCCUGGAGGACUUGGCCGGUAAGCAGGCAGAGCUAGAGCACCAGGUGCAGUUGGCUCUUUACCGCACCGAGGGCGUCGUUCGCCAGGAGCAACUGGCGAGCAUGCAGCAAGCCAUGCUGACCCUGGAGAUGCAGUUCCGCCGGCUGGGUGUGUCUUCCUUUCCAGCCCAACAGCAAGCCCCAUCCGCUGUGCAGCCUGCUUCAGCGGACUUGUCGGACCUGCGUGCACGGGUGAAGGCGCUUGAGGAUGCCCUUGCACUUGGUGAAACCAGUGCUGCGCAGGGCACCACCGCUGAAUUGUCCAGUGAUGGCGGUGCUGGCGCGGCGCACCUGGGAAAUUCCCAACCAGCACUGUCCUCAGACCGACCCGCUGACAGCCCCCUGCGUCUGUCCCUUACGGCCGAGGAGCACGGGGAUAGCAGCAACCCUGUCCGCGUGUCUCUGCUGGUAGCGAACCUGGAAGCCGCUGCUGCAGCCCGCCUGGACGUCGAGAACCCCAACCCCAUGGGUCCCGAAUCCAGUGCCGACGAUGAUGGCGGUGAACCUUCCCUGGCAUCCAUGUUGCACGGCGUCCCCUCUGGUGCCAAUGAUGAUUCGGGCUCGGCAGAGGGCUCUCCUGAAGCCCUCAACCGGGCUGCACUGGCUGCUGCAGCCAGGGAGGCCCAGGCGGAACUUCGCGAUCUGCGCCGUGUACUGCAAGACCUAGUGCAGCAGAGCGAGGCUUUGCGUGUGGAGGUGGCGGCGGAGGGUGCAGAGCGGCUGCGCCUGGCUGAGUCGCUUGCAGAGCUGCAAGAGAGGUUGGAUCUCCAGGUGAACGCCACCGCCUCCACUGCCGCCAUGGUGGCUACCAUGGCAACUGACCAGCCGCAGGACCGCGUGCGGCUCCAGGUGCGUGUUGGGGCGACUGAGGCGGAGGCGGACCUGGCGGCACUGGCUUCAACUGUAUCCACGCUGGUGGCGCGUGUGGAUGCGGCAGAAGAGGCGUUGGCGUCGGCAUUCGUCGUCCGAACGCCACGCAGCCCGACGCGGCAGGCAUCUACGGCGGCAGUGCUGUUGCCAGGCGCGGUAGCUGCAGAGCAGGCCGGCGCAGGAAACGGACCGGCUGAUGUUGCCCAGACUGAUGUUCGCAAAGAAGAAGAGUGGGAUGCGGAGGAUGCUUCCUCGGAGGGGGGUAUGAGGCCGGCCCUGGGUCUGAUGGUGCCUGUGCUGCCCCGCGAGGUAGAGCAGCAACUUGCAGCGCUGCAGACGGCUCAGCAGAAGCUUGAGUCCGCGCUUGCUGCAUUGGGCGGCCGCAUUGCCGGCCUUGAGGCGGUGGACGCCCUGGAGGAGGUGCGUGCUGCAGCCUCGGAGGCGGUGUUGGACUCCAUACCCGGCAUGGUAUCGGAGCAGGUCGCGGUGGUGCGACAGGAGAUAGCAGCGCUGGUAGGGCUUCAGGGAGAGCAACUAUUGGAAAGGGCCAGUCUGGCCGCACGCGACGCGGCCCUGGCCGCAGCAAUGCAGGCCGCCACUGAAGCUGCUGAGGUCCGUACUCCAUGGGCAGCGGAGGCGGCGGCGCCGACUUCCGUCUCCGCUGAGAAAGGGGCGUAUGAUGAGCGCACCGCCGCGAUCUGCGAAGUUGCUGCAACGACAGCGCGGGAGGUAUCCAGGGCAGUUGCACGCGAGGUGGCAGAGGAGAUGGUGCGUGGGGCUGCAGCAGCAGAGCUUAAGGAUGUCCGCGGUGCCGUCGGGUCCCUGACCGAGCGGAUGAACGAUGUCGAUGUGCUCCGUGAUCAGCUCGAAGCACUCGCAGUGCAAGUCAGGGAGUCCAUCACAACUUCUACAGCUGCUGCAGCUGAGGCGGAUCUGGCGAAUGCGCAGGUACCACCUGCUACUCCUACCGCAGCAGCCGUGGCAAGCAUCUUUACGCCUGCCACCACUGCACUAGUGAUUCCACCGGCGCCCACGCCGCGGGGGGCAUCACCUUCUGUCGGCGGCUCCCGCCAGGCAGCAGUGCAGCCACAGCAGCUGGCCGGCAACCAGCAAGCUGCCUUCUUGGCGCGUCUGGUUGAGGUCGUCAAGCGCCAGAGCAGCCGUCUCCAUGCACAGUACAGCGACGCGGAGGAGACCGGGAUGGCGCUGGCGCAGGUGGACCAUACCCUCGAGGAGGCAGAGGCCCGCCUCACGGACGUCCGUGACGCUAACUCGCCAGCCUUUGCAGAGACGUUGGUCACAGUGUUGGAGCAGGUGGCAGCGCUGCGGUACAUUGGCAGUCAGACGCAUCCAGCGGUGCAGCAGAUGGUGCUGGAGCAUGAGAAUCGUCUCGAUAAGAUCGCAGAAGAGCUCAAGGCUAUUAGCGGCGGCUCUCCAACGGCCGCCGACACCCGUUCCACGGCACCCCAUCCCGCGGUGGUGGAGGAGAUUGGCGUACUGUCCCUGCAGGUUGCCCGAAUGGAGGCAGACCUGGCGCGUGUCACCGGCCAGCAGGCCGCUUUGGACCGGGCAGUCAAAGACAUGCUAACUGCUGUUGGGAGCGUCCGUUUCGCCUCCUCUUCAGCACCGGGAUCAUCAGCUGCUACGGAAGAGCCCACGGGCAGCCGCAGGCACAGCACCCAUGAAGGCGAGGCGGCGGAAGGCAUAGUGCCGGAGUCACUGGAAGGCGGCGGCGAGGAGGAGGUGCCAGCGGGACAGCCUGAUGGUCUAGAUAUGGCGAGUCUUGCGGCCCACGUGCGGCUGCUGGAGGGCACGCUGGAAGCGCAGCUUGGCAGCCUACGGCAGGAGCUAAUGGCGGAGAUCCGUGUGCGUGCUGGAAGCGGCGGUGGUGCCGCCACCGUAGCCACGGCCGCCACGGCUGCGGAGCUGGGAGAGCUUGAGAAGACUGUGUCCAAGUUGCACUCCGCAGUAACGGCCAUCAGGAACCGGCUGCUGGCAAUGCAGGAGUAUGUGGACAGCACCCAGGCAGGUGGUGUGGCUUUGGAUCAGUGGCAUAUUCGGUUGACGCUUCGUAUUCCAAUGGGACCACCCGAAAAUCGUGGUAUGAUCAAGGACAUGCACAUCGCACUGGGGGGUUUGGUAAGGCGAGUGGACACCCUGGAGGCUGCAUCCGGCCCUGGCAACCGCAGUGCCCGUGUCAGCGGAUGCGGCUCUGCCAGCGGCCUCAGCGCCGACUCGGGCAGCGUUCGGGAGCUGCAGUCCGACCUCAACAAGUUUGAGCGGCGGCUGCUGACGUUGGAAUCCAGCUCGCUUGAGGCAGCCCACGCGUUGGCCGACCUCAAGGGCCUGGGCCCACGCGUCACGGAGGCUGAGUCCCGGCUGCUGGACGCCUGUUCCAAGGUGGCGAUGGGAUUCGGCGGCAGCGCCAGCAGCACGGUCCCCGUCAUCCCCGCACUGGGCCCGGGCAUGUCGCUUCCUGCACUGUCGGGUUCAGUGCGGGCUUUGGAACGGCGAUUGGGAGGACGUUUGGAGGCGGCGUGCUCCGCACUCGACACUCUGGCUGGUGCUCUGUCAGCAGCGGGGAGGAUUCAGGCAGAGUCCACGGCCAACCCGUUCAAGGCCAUCAGCGCGGCCGUCAACAACCCAGUCAUAGUGGCCAUGGAGAAGAAACUAGAGACGGUUCGUGCAGAGUUGCUCGUGGCGGCCACGUCCAUGUCGGAGGACAUGCGCCGAGAUCAACAGCAGUUCCAGUUGGAGAGCAGACUGGCGUCUGCAGACCCCAGUGUCAGCGGGGGCGGCGUGUACACGUCCGGAGGCGGUGGGACCCUGUCCUUCCGCACCUGAACUGCGACCGUGCAUGUGUUGGACAAAAUCAUAGUUGACCCCAUCCGGAAGCAAGCACCGGCAAGUACCGGCGAGGCCACUGGAAAAAACAUGUUGCUUUAUCAUAUGCGAGCCCUUCCGUCCGUGUCUGUUUGUGUUUUACCUGCAUUGUAGUUGAUUUUCUGUCGGGCUUUAAGGUAUGCGGUUUCGAGUGCGCAACGGCAUAGCUACAUAUAU
Molecule: messenger RNA, 7107 nt
Organism: Volvox carteri f. nagariensis
Lineage: Eukaryota; Viridiplantae; Chlorophyta; Chlorophyceae; Chlamydomonadales; Volvocaceae
Exons: 21
Coding region: 1-6891 (2296 amino acids)
Source: RefSeq, a predicted model, not a curated record